This is a messenger RNA of Trichosurus vulpecula (common brushtail), 391 nucleotides long. Its product is annotated as serine protease inhibitor Kazal-type 1-like. Gene Ontology annotation, molecular function: protein binding; serine-type endopeptidase inhibitor activity. The transcript has 4 exons. Lineage: Eukaryota; Metazoa; Chordata; Mammalia; Diprotodontia; Phalangeridae. The record is from RefSeq and is a predicted model, not a curated record. The coding region runs from base 79 to 312 and encodes 77 amino acids.
CUCCUGUGAACUCUGGACAUCUACCCUCCAUUGAAAUCUUCCAGUUUCAGCUUCAGCUUGAGGUAAAGAAGUGUGAUCAUGAGACCUCUAGGCAUAGUCCUGCUGCUCUCCCUGGCUCUUUGCUGUUUCUUGGACAUUGCACAAGCUGAAGAAGUCCGAAAUGCUAUCUGUUCUACCAAUGUGGGAUGCACCAAAGAAUAUUUGCCUGUCUGUGGCACUGAUGGAAUGACUUAUGGCAAUGAAUGCAUGGUGUGUGAGGAAAAUAAGAAAAGAGGUGUUAAUAUCCAGAUCCGAAAAACAGGGAAGUGCUAAGGAACCAAAAUAUCCUGGGUCCCAGUGAGACAGCAUUCUGGCUGGCCAGCCUGAUUCUUUAAUAAAUGCAUAAGAUUGA